CUCCCCUUCGCCACUCGCAUCUUUCGUGCUCUCCCGACAUCAUGAAGACCCUGGCUCUUAUCUGCUUGUUCCUGGGCGUGGCCGCUGCCGUGCCCGGCCUCCGCCAGCGUCGAGACUCCAACUCGCUCUUCUUCGAGCUCCCCGCCGACGCAGAUUUGGUUCUUGGCGGAAUCAGCACGGGAUUCGAGUGCGGAGACCUGCCUUACGGAUACUACGCCGACCAGGCUAACAGCUGCGCCGUCUUCCACGUGUGUCUGCCCUACAUCGACAACGACCUCUACAUCACCCGCCACUUCUCGUUCAUGUGCGGCGAGGGCACCAUGUUCGACCAGGAGCGCCUCGUGUGCGACUUCCCCGAGAACUCCCUUCCCUGCUCCGAGGCCGCAAACUUCAGAAGAUCCAAUGAAUACUUUGGUCGCGAGAAUGUGAACUUCCUUGAGAAGUAACUUUAGGAAAUUUAUGUCUUUAAUUUAUUUUCUCUGACUGUGAGAUACAGCAUUUGGUUUUAUUUAGUUUAUUUCUUCUAAGUCAGUGCGUCUUUUUUUCGUGGCGCCAUGAUCAAAACAACAAACUUGCCACGCCCCAAAAAUUUGAGGUAAUAUGUUUGCUUUAAUGAAUCAAAAAUGAAGACUAACUGUAUCAAAAUCCAAAACGAUAUUUGGCAAACGUACACAAAUUAAGCAAAAGUAAAAAUAGUUGUCAACAAUAUGAAAUGCAAUAGUAAUUUUUUUGUGCGAUCGAGCCCAGUUUAAGAACCUCUUCUAAAUCAUGUACACUGACUUAUUAAACUCUUGUAUUAUUCAUAAUAAAUUCAACAACUUACA
Molecule: messenger RNA, 824 nt
Organism: Penaeus monodon (black tiger shrimp)
Lineage: Eukaryota; Metazoa; Arthropoda; Malacostraca; Decapoda; Penaeidae
Product: U-scoloptoxin(01)-Cw1a-like
Exons: 2
Coding region: 42-446 (134 amino acids)
Cellular component (GO): extracellular region
Molecular function (GO): chitin binding
Source: RefSeq, a predicted model, not a curated record